AUGGCCGAGGCCAAGCGCAUGCACGAGCAGACCACCGGGUGCCUCCCCGUCGACCAGUCCUGCUUCGCGCUCUCCCGGCUGUCCAGCGCGUACCGCGCCACCCGCAACAACGACCCGGCCUGCUGCUCCACAACGUCCUACCUUGAGGUCCUCGGCAUCUCAUUCGCGACGCUGCUCAUCAUCCUCUUCGUGCUCUGCAUGAUACGCUGCUACCUCAUGCGGCGGGCCGUGAACCGGGUCACGGUGGGGGCCGCAACGUCGACAGGCGCGGGGGCGACCGUGGUGGUCAAGAAGCGGCCCACCGGCCUCAGCGAGGACGCCAUCGCCGCGCUGCCCAAGUUCGAGUACCGACACACGGCCGACGAGAGCGACCGGUGGGAGUGCUCGAUAUGCCUCUGCACCAUGGCCGACGGCGAGGUGGCCAGGCAACUUCCUAGAUGCAUGCACCUCUUCCACAGGGCGUGCGUCGACAUGUGGCUCACGGCGCACACCACAUGCCCGGUGUGCCGAGCCGAGGUGGUCAAGCCGACGGACAACGACGAGAGGUUCCCGAAGACGCCGGCGGCCGAGGCCGGCCCAUCGGUGCCGCCUAGGUUGGAGGAUGGCCAGAGGGAUUUGGAGGCGCAAUUAUAG
This is a messenger RNA of Triticum turgidum subsp. durum (durum wheat), 633 nucleotides long. NCBI's taxonomy places the organism in Eukaryota, Viridiplantae, Streptophyta, Magnoliopsida, Poales, Poaceae. The record is from the annotation of a GenBank genome assembly.